This is a messenger RNA of Leguminivora glycinivorella, 2827 nucleotides long. RefSeq lists its product as uncharacterized. The transcript has 4 exons. The record is from RefSeq and is a predicted model, not a curated record. Lineage: Eukaryota; Metazoa; Arthropoda; Insecta; Lepidoptera; Tortricidae. The coding region runs from base 770 to 1336 and encodes 188 amino acids.
GUUGCGAAAAUGCAACGUCAUAUCCAUAUGUUAUUCUAAUUAGGUAUUCUGCAUUGAUUGCACUAAUUGUUAAAAACAACAUCUAACAUUUCGUAAUUUCGAAACGGAUGUAAAUUGUUAUAGGAUACUUGCGUUAGCAUAGUAUUGGCAUAAAUAUAGGGUUGCCGCCGGCACGUAUUUGGUGAUUUAUGAUUAUUGGUGAUAUGAUAAAGUAACAUUAUCAUAACCGGGAUAAACACCUUAAUCUCUUUAUUCACUGUUUUGGAUGUUUCAUCAGCGCAAAACAUACGUUUUAAAACCAAUGUUUUCUUGUUAGGUGUUUAACUUAUUCUAAGUACACUAAAAUAAUAUGUUUGAAUAUUGGCUUUUAAACCAAAUUGAGAAUAAUUACAAAAAUAAUUUAGUAGUAUAAAUUACUUUAGCAACAUGUUAUCUUGCCGCUAUGGAGUGAUUUCUUGAAUAAGAUUACCUACACCUAAGAUACCACUAUCACUUAAUCACUUAAUAAGUGUGCCUCGAUUUUGCAUUUUAAACACCGUAGUAUAUUAAGUUAGUCAUACAAAUGGCUUACAUGCAUUUAUUACGAGUACUAGUAAAAUGAGGACUGUGACACCCCUGAUUCGUUUAGUAAAAUCAUCAAUAAAUUGCUAUUAAUAAACCAUCAUUCUAAUUGUUUAUUCCUUUGCUACUUUGCUCUUUACAGUGCACAUUACGUACUCAUACGUCUUAUAAAUAAUAAGUUCGAACCACCGUCAUUUCUACAUAUAACAUGUCGGACUCCGAGUUUGAAACUAUUGUACCCCUAAAUAACAAGACUGGAGGUGCGAAAGCGAAAAAACCGGUGCAGAAAAGAAAGUCCGAUGCUGCUAAUAGGUCCGAUUCAGAACGAGAGUGGGAAGAAAUUGACGCGGGGACCAAGAAGGUGAAGAAGCCUCGCCAGGCGAAAUCUCCUAGGACUACUAGUGGAGCGUCUAAGAAAAAGACUGCCAGCAACCCCUUCGACGUCUUCGAGCUAUUUCCUGAUGACGAGGCAUUUGCGAAAAAUUGCCCUACACCAGACCAGCUACGCUCGUCUAUAACUCAACGCGUGGCUGAUGGAUUGACUCGGCGUGCUGCUGAUCUUGAGGGGGAGUUUUUCUUGGAGCUGCGAGUAUACAACACCGCCGAUAUACGCAGUGAGUUAGCGGAGCAUAAGUGGAAAAAGGCCCUUCUGGCAGUUAAAGCGCAAAUAAAUAACGAUACUCCUCAGUGGGAAUAUCUACAAAAACUCACAAAGCAUUUAAGAACUCUUUUUGACGAUGCUGAAGUUACAUUUUUUCACAACAAAAAAGGUUAAAAAUUCAGCAUUGUCAAAAAUAAUUUUUAAGUGUAUAUUUUGAACUGUAUUCGGAUACCACACAUAUACAUAUAGGUACUUACUUUAGUUAGAUAAAUACUUAUUUUACUGUUUUAUACGCGAAUUUAGUUAGGUGGAACUAAAAUGCCUUUUUGCUCUGCCUGUUCAAUCCAAGUUCUGAAAAAUAAAUGGGUUGGUCAUUUGAGAAGUACUAAACACAAAAAUAAUUCUUUAGUGGCAGUAACUGAUGGCGUAAUUGAGAUUUCGUCUGCCUUUCAGGGUCGUAUAUCAUCUUAUAGAGUUUUCGGAUCUGAAGAGCUAGAAUUUGCUAUACCUGAACAGUUUUUAGAUAAUUUAACGUCGAAACUAGAAAAUAUUAUAAAACAGUGUUUGAUAAAGCACGUGUGUUUAAAAAUCAAUUUCGAGUAUUUUGGAAACUUUCUUUUAUUUAAGAACAACCGGCAGGAAACAAAGUCGUUUACGACAAAAAACUUCACAGUACAUCAAAACUAUACAUUUUCUGAGUUAUACCAAAAAGUUAUAAACGACAUAAAAAAUAACAUUGAAAAUUUUGAGCAGCGCGAUAGUGGAUGGACUUUCUUAUCUAAUUUAUAUUUAGAGGUUAAUGUUAACAAAUACCAGCCUCUGAAAGGAUCUUCUUACAUAGAUUUACCUAAGUCUAUUAAAAACAAGAAAGCUUGUAUUAACAUACAGAAUAAAGAUGAAUAUUGUUUUCUGUGGAGUAUUGUUGCUGCGCUUUAUCCCUCAAAAAAUCACAAAGAGCGUACGGCCUCAUACCCCUACUUUAAAGACGUGUUGAAUAUUGAUGGUCUCAGUUUUCCCAUAACUUUCUCUGAUAUUGGUAUGUUUGAGCAUAAAAAUGUGGGUUUAAGUAUUAAUGUGUAUUCUUUAAUGGAUAAUCGUACAGUGGCAGGACCUAUUUAUAGAUCUCAAUAUAAAAGGAGUAAGAAAAUUAAUUUACUUUUAAUAGAGAAAGGAAAUAAAUCGCACUACGUUUUAAUAAAUAAUUUGUCUCGAUUGGUUCGUUCCCAAAUAACUAAACAUCAUGGUAAACUUUACUUUUGUGAAGAUUGCCUCUUAUUUUUUCCUUCCCUAGACAAGUUUGAAAGUCACUCCUGUAGUGGAAUCGCCACUGUACUCCCGGAAAGAGGUACAUAUCUACAAUUUAAACAUUAUGAACGUCACUAUAAUGUUCCUUUUGUAGUUUAUUGUGACUUUGAAACAAUUCUUAGGCCAUUUCAAUCAUGUGAGCCUGAAAAGGAACCUCAGGGAAGUUUCACUGUAAAUAAACAAAUGCAUAUACCCGCAGCUUUUGCCUAUAACAUAGUCUGCUCUUAUGAUCAACGCUUAAAUAGAUUUAUUCAAUACAGAGGACCCGACUGUGUUUCUAAAUUUUUAAAAUAUUUAUACAGACAUGUUGAAGAUAUUUAUAAAAUAUUGCGUGAAGAAGUGCCUAUGAUUUUCACAGAA